GCAACAUAUUCUUGGGGGCGUGGCCAUACGUCCUCCUCCUGCUCCAUCCGGGCUGUUUACACCGAACUACACGGAUCGCAAACCGGAAGUCCCACACGAAAUUCGCAAGAUUGACAGUUGUGAAGACUUCAAUAGGGAGCGCUGAAAAUUAGAGGACCAUCAUGUCCUCUGACCUGCUGGUGGACCUUCAAGAUGAUCUGGGAGGAGAUGACUCUCCUAGUGCUGCCCUGGACCAGCUCAAACUGGUACAGGACAAACAGUGGCUACCAGAUGACCCUGUUAGCCUGAGCAAAUCCGCUUCAGACAUUAAAAGUCUCGGUGACACAUCACAUCUGUCCUGGGACGACCCCUUCUAUGACAUUGCCAGACAUCAGAUUGUGGAGGUGGCAGGUGAUGAUAACUUUGGUCGGAAGGUCAUCGUUUUUAACGCUUGUCGCAUGCCCCCCCAUCAUCAGCUGGAUCAUCAUAAACUUCUCAUGUAUUUGAAGCAGACUCUUGAUAAGUAUGUGGAGAGUGAUUAUACCCUCAUCUACUUCCAUCAUGGCCUGACCGGUGAGAACAAGCCCUCUCUCAGCUGGCUUCGAGAUGCCUAUCGGGAGUUUGACAGGAAGUAUAAGAAAAAUAUCAAAGCGCUGUACAUCGUCCAUCCCACCAUGUUUAUCAGAACCAUCCUUAUUCUCUUCAAACCCAUCAUCAGCUUUAAGUUUGGCCAGAAGAUCAAUUACAUAAAUUAUUUGAGUGAGCUGGAGGAGGUUGUGAAGUGUGAUCAGCUGGUGAUUCCCAGCAGAGUCAGAGAGUAUGACGAUAAGAUCCGUCUGUCCCUGAAGCCGUCUGUCGUCCCUGGACCAAUCUCUCCCCCCCAUAGUCCUCCUCUUCCUUUCCAGCAGUUUGGUGUCCCGCUGUCAGAAUUGAGACACAGGGCGGCAGACUCGGAGGGAAUUCCACUAGUCAUGCGUGAUACUGUUGGAUACCUGCAGGAGAAUGGUCUCCAGACAGAGGGAAUAUUCCGGCGUUCUGCAAAUGUUUCUUUGGUUAAGGAUAUUAAGCAGAAAUAUAACUCUGGAGAGGAAGUGAGUUUCUCUCAGCUGGACAAUGUCCACUUGGCAGCUGUGAUUCUAAAGAUGUUCCUCAGAGAACUGCCAGAGCCGCUGCUCACCUACCAGCUCUACAAUGACAUUGUCAACUUCCACAAUGUUGACACUGAGUCUCAGGCAGAAAGAAUUCAGAACAUGCUGAUGUCACUUCCUGAGGAGAACUAUGCAUCACUGCGCUUCCUCAUACAGUUUCUUGCUCAGGUAUCUGCUGAGAGUGAAGUCAAUAAGAUGACCAAUGCUAACCUGGCUGUGGUGUUUGGACCCAACUUGCUUUGGGGGCAGGAUGCUUCCAUGACACUCAGCGCGAUCGGACCAAUCAACAACUUCACCCGCAUCCUGCUUGACCUACAUCAGGAGGUCUUCACUCAGUGAGGAGCAGGAGAGCUUUUUGCAUUGACUCCACCCUGGUUAUUGUCCCACCCCGUUCCAUAGCUUUGCUCCUCUGCUGUGUCCCGUCCUUUGUGUCUCCCUCAGUAUUGCCAAAUGCAUGAGUAUUUCAACUGGGUGAAGCUGCACAAAAAGGAUACUAGAAGGCGCAGAGUGGUCAGGCUUUCACAAAAUAUUAGGCUGUGAUUAAAUUCUGACAAUCACCUUCUUUUCUCUCCUGCAGAAGUCAUGUAGCUGCUGUCAGACAUAAUGGUACUGCACAGGCACAAGAGUUUUAUAAGGUCUGUUAGCAGAGGCCUUAAUCAAUAAACCAACAAAGAGUACAGGUAGCCAUUUUUUAUUUUCAUUAUUUUUUAGUAGCUCAUCAGCUGUACUUUGGAUAUUGUUUGUUCGACUUGACCGAUGUGAGUUAAUUUCAUUUUUCCGAGAAGUAAAAUUAGACCAAAUGCACACGUCCUCUAUUUUUGUAAGCCAUAGUUGGCAUAAGCUAUGGACAAGUAUAAAGCACUACUAUUCAAACUUGAAACACUUAUUUUAAACAUGCUUCUUUCUUAUUACUUAAAAUAUAUGAUAUUAUGCAUUUAUAUUAUCAAAUCAUUAUAUUAUUAUUUCUAUUAUUCAUUCCAUCAUCUUCUUUGUUUUUUGGCGUCUCAGUGGUUCCAGGAACAGGGCAGAUACUUUUAUGGCCAGCACAAAUUUCCUAAUGAGGAAACAUGAAAUUCUUCUUUAAAGACCUGAGAUAUAUAUAUAUAUAUAUAUAUAUAUAUAUAUAUAUAUAUAUAUAUAUAUAUAUAUUCUCUCCAUGUAUGUGUUUUGUGUAUUUUGUGUGUGGUCUUUUCAGUAAUGCUGUUGUAUUAUAUUAUACCCCAGACAUAUUUAUUUUGGCCAAAGAUUAUAUGGCUAAAAUGGUUAUGUGGUAAAAAAAUGUUUUGUAACUAGAAGACGUACUGCCUGUUGGGGACAGUGCCAUUACGCAUUGGCGCAUUUGAAACAAAAGCCCAAACAAGAUUAGGAAUAGCAAACAAUUUGAUGUCAUUUUGUCCUCUUAGUAAAACUGUGGUUUUUAUUUAUGAGGAAAUAUAUCAUAGUGCAAUGAGUUAUUGCUGGUGUCCGAGUACAUAAAAACUAAGCACAGCACCAUUUCAGUUGUAUCACAGGGCUCUGUAUGUGGAGUGGGAGAUUCCCCUACUCUUUAAUUUCAUGAUUAAUGGAUAUGAACCGUCAGGAUUUUGCACAAAGGAAGCUUGUUUCAUGAUCUGAAGUCCAAAUGAACCAUAAAGCAGGUACUUUGGUACUAAUUAUUUAGCACUAAUGAGUUGUGUCAUAUGCCUUGAUAUUGAAUUGUAACUGUUUACUGUGUCAUGCAAAUGUCCUAUUCAUGUCAAUACAUCUGAGAAUUGACAUGUGGACCAGUGGCUUAAAUAGUUUUAGACAAGCUCCCUCAAACCCACGUGUCUGUGUGCCUUACUGGAGUGAAUUGGCGAUGCUGUUGAAUUGAAUUCCCCUUCUCUGGACAGAUCUGUGAACUUUGUGCCAUUCUGUUGUAUCUGUAUCAAAACACCUACCUGUUUACCUGUACUGUAGACGUGUAUCUCUGGUUUCCAGGUGGAACUUUGCAUUACUUCUUUUGUGAAGGUUCUUCCAUUUUGGCUGUUAAAAUGUAUUCUGUGCUUUUGAAAUCUUUACUUUUGUAUAUCAUGUUGUGAAUUCAGAGUAAUAAAUUGUUAGAGAUGGUGUAA
This is a messenger RNA of Megalobrama amblycephala (Wuchang bream), 3220 nucleotides long. RefSeq names its product Rho GTPase activating protein 1 (gene arhgap1). The record is from RefSeq and is a predicted model, not a curated record. The transcript has 13 exons. Gene Ontology annotation, molecular function: GTPase activator activity. Gene Ontology annotation, biological process: small GTPase-mediated signal transduction; negative regulation of endocytic recycling. Bases 162 to 1466 code for a protein of 434 amino acids. Gene Ontology annotation, cellular component: cytoplasm. NCBI's taxonomy places the organism in Eukaryota, Metazoa, Chordata, Actinopteri, Cypriniformes, Xenocyprididae.